Molecule: messenger RNA, 2974 nt
Organism: Paramisgurnus dabryanus
Lineage: Eukaryota; Metazoa; Chordata; Actinopteri; Cypriniformes; Cobitidae
Gene: adipoqa
Product: adiponectin, C1Q and collagen domain containing, a
Molecular function (GO): protein binding
Source: RefSeq, a predicted model, not a curated record
GCUGCUUUGCAUGUCAAGUUAGAUAUUUUUCGUAGUGGCAAAUAGAGCAAUGGUUGUACAAACUCUCCAAAAGGCAACAGGACAAGACACACAAAGGCUUGUAAAGGCACAGUUUAGCUGAAAAGCAGAUCGCAUGGCUCUUAUGAUGAAAACUACAUGGAAAGCUGUGCUUUUUGUGGUGAUUUCUGUCAGACUGGGCGUCUCUCAAGAAGAGAGCACAGAGUUGACUGAGCCGGGCGCCAAAGAACCAUGUUCCCGCUGGAUGAGAGGUGUUAAUGGCACCCCUGGGUUUAACGGGAUGCAUGGGCGAGACGGACGUGAUGGUCGUGAUGGGGAGAAGGGAGAUAUUGGAGAUCCAGGCUCCGAUGGGCAAAACGGAGACCCUGGUGAGCCAGGUGAUGAGGGACCUGGAGGGAAAAGAGGUUUUCCAGGAAACCCAGGUCAAAAAGGAGAGAUUGGAGAGAGUUCAUUCCCCUACCAUUCAGCAUUUAGUAUGGGACUCACCCACAAAAUUACCUCGGCCAGUGGAGCUCCCAUUCGCUUCACCAAGACCUACUUCAAUGAGCAACACCACUAUAAUGAGAUCUCUGGAAAAUUUCGCUCCACCAUCCCUGGGAUCUACUAUUUUACUUAUCACCUUACCGUCCACGGGAAGGAGGCCAAGGUAGCCUUGUUCCAAAAUGGCAGGACUGUGGCUUUUACGCUGGACCAGUAUCACAGUGGAAAUCUGGAUCAGGCCUCAGGAGCGGCGAUUUUAAACCUAGCAGCUGGAGAUGAGAUUUGGCUACAGCUGUAUGGUGAAGAUACGCUUGAUGCAGGGAUUUACGCUGAUAAUAAUUACAGCUCUACCUUCAGUGGCUUCCUAUUGACUCCUAAAAUCCUAAGCAGCCCAUAUGACAACCGUAGGCGCUAAAACUGUCCAUGAGAUGAAGGAGAAUGAGCUAGUUGUUUAUCACUAGUUAAAAGCUUGAGUUUAUAGAUGUUGUUUUUUUUUUGUUGCAGUGGGGUUUUUUCUGCUUGUUAAAGGAUAGUUUACUAAAAAAUGAAAAUUGUGUAAUCAUUAAAUCAUCCUCAAGUUGUUCCAAACCUAGAUUUUUUUUAUUCUGCUGAACACAAAAGAAAAUAUUUUGAGAAAUGUUUGUAACCAAACCGUUUGGGCACCAUUGACUUCCAUAGUAUUUUUCUUUACUCCUAUGAAAGUCAAUGGUGCUCCUGUUUCGUGCUUGAUUACAAAUAUCUUCCUUUGGGUUCAGCAAAACAAAGAAAUCUAUGCAGGUUUGGAACAACUUAAGGGUGAGUAAUAGCAGAAUUUGAAAUUUUAGGGGAUCAUUUUAAGUUUAGGUGAUCUACUCAAUCACUUUCGGGUCCAAACACUUACUAAGAUACAUUCAUAAUGUGCCUGUAAAACUACCAAAAAAAUCACAAUCUUUAUCUCUAUAUGAAAAUGUCAGAUCCCAGACACUGAUUUAUUGUUGUAUUUAUUCUUACUUCAAUAUCAUAUUAGUUGUACAUAAUAAAACUACACGGGCAUGCAUAAUGUAAAGGUUAGAGUCACAUUUUAUCACAGGUAGAUUUUCCCUAAAAGGUUUGAUCUAGAGCUGUGUUUACCGGAAUGUACAAGGUUUUUUAUAAAUGGCAGGUUGGGGCAUGUUGUCACAUGUAUAUAAAUGUCGCAACCCUGUAUCACAACAUUAUGUACCUAUGGUCACGUAAAUUUGUGAGUCUUUUUUCGUGACACUGAGACGUUUUUCCGCCUUUUGCAUGAACGUCACAUAUUUCUGUUUACAUGUCACUGUCACGUAUUUGUUACUCAACUGUUUUGUCCUAUUUUCAAACCAUUGACGCUUAGGUUUAGGUUAGAUUUGGUGUUUGCAUUAGGAGGUAACUUUAGUGAUAAGUUUAUACAUAGUUUAUAUCCUGAUUUUUUUUAAAUAUUUUACCAUACCAGCGAAGCGACAAUGGUAAGAAAAUAGGACAAAACAGUUCACGCAAAAAGGCGGAGAAACGUGACGUAAUUUCGUGAUACUGGGUUGAAUAUCCAGAGAAACAUUUACUGCGGUUAAAAGUGUUGUCUCCCCAUAAUUGUUUAAAACAGCAUACAAACACUAUUAUCAGUGUGUUUACCAUCAUCUCUUUAAUGUUUAGACAGCAGUGAUCUUCAUAAAAGACUAAUAAGUCAGAAAUAAUAAGUGUUUGGUUCAUUCGAGAGUCUACUGAACUGUAUAAAAGUCGCCACCAUGCACGCAUUGCCAUCGUUAGAUUUGUUGUUUUAGCAAUGGUAUAGUGACCCUAAUUAAUUCUCAAUCUGUUUAAUACAACCAGAAAAUACAAGAAAUUUGUAUGGAGUAUUAAAUAAACACAAUAAAUUAUAAUAUCUAAUUCUGAUCUAAUGAUUUCAGGACUUUAGUCUCCUCAAAAGUGCCAAACACUAAAUUGUUGCUUUUGCCAGAAGAUGCUAUUUUGUUCUGAAUUGGAGUUUCAUUUUACAUUUUGUGUUCAUAUUUACUGCUUGUAUUUUAUUAAAAAGAGCGAAAAAGCAUGGAUGUCAUUAAAACUUUAUUGAAACAACAAAGCUGGUGAUGGCCUUAUAUAAGACUUUUGCACAAUACUGUACUGUAUGUCCAACACAACACAUCUAGCCAACUGGCGUCCCCCCAGUACAGCAGUUGGUGUGCAGUUUGGCUCAAUUUGUCCACUGAGAUAUUUUUAAUCAAUGUUGAAGGUCAGACCAUGGCCACAUUUACACAGCAGAGAAGUACAGUUGUGACUGUUUAUUACGUUGUUUAUUGUAUAUAGGAAAGUCCAAACUUCUAAAAGCUUUUUCACAAAGAAAUUAUGCUUGGUGUCACUACGUAGUUAAAAUUGCAUUGGGUUUAUUGAGAGUUACUAAAAUUGACCCACUGAGACAGCUGCAGUAUGACACUCGAUGUGGAUUAUCAUUAAUUAUGUAUGAAUUUAUCACAAUCUGUUGAGU